This is a messenger RNA of Gambusia affinis (western mosquitofish), 1623 nucleotides long. It is a transcript of the gene apobec2b, whose product is annotated as apolipoprotein B mRNA editing enzyme, catalytic polypeptide-like 2b. Gene Ontology annotation, molecular function: cytidine deaminase activity; RNA binding. The transcript has 4 exons. The coding region runs from base 404 to 1324 and encodes 306 amino acids. The record is from RefSeq and is a predicted model, not a curated record. NCBI's taxonomy places the organism in Eukaryota, Metazoa, Chordata, Actinopteri, Cyprinodontiformes, Poeciliidae. Gene Ontology annotation, cellular component: cytoplasm; nucleus. Gene Ontology annotation, biological process: cytidine to uridine editing.
CUGAUGCACUGCGGGACUUCAGAGUUGGCACCAAGAAAAAAGUUGCGCUCGGUAUCGAAAUAACCCCGGUUACCCCAUAUGUGCAGCCAAGCAAUGUUAUUAAUAACGUGCCUGUUGCCUGCCUGUUGACAGAUAGAACGGCCGAAGGAUUAAAGAUGGAACAGAGUUUGUGUAUGUUUCUUGGUUUGCUUUGGCAACCCUGUGGAAGGUGGCUGAAUUAAAAAACAAAUCUUCUCCCUACCAUACAAUCCCUACCAUUACGCUGUCGUGAUCCGUCCUUUGGCCUUUUCUUAGCCCGGCCAUGGGAAAGGGGGUGGAGAGGGCUCAGCUAACUGAGCUGCCUGCCCCAGCACCAGAGCAGACAUGCACAUGCUUGACAUGCUGAGUUAGGACUCAGCACACAAUGGGGUCUAUUUCUGUAACUGCUCUAGGGUUAUCACCCCACUUGCACCGACUCUCUCCCUCUAUCUAUUUCUGUCGUCUCGUCUCUUUUCCCAACACUCUAACCUACUUCCACACCAUCAUGGCCGACAAAACCAGCCGGUUAGGCGUUCGUAGGAAGGAGAAAGCGCCAGAAACCAAAGCAAAUGAGGAGAAGGACAAGGAAAAGGCCAAAGAGAAGGCUGUAAAAACUCCAGACAAGCCCAGCAAAAAGCAAGAGAACACCCCAGAGCCGCAGAGGACCGACGAGAAGAAGACAAAUGGUGAAAGCGAAGGGGCACCAGGGGCAGCAGCAAAUAACAGUGAGGAUAAUGGAGAGUUUCAGCCCAUAGAGCUGCCACCUUUUGAAAUUGUCACUGGGGAGAGAAUGAGCCCGUUCUACUUCAAGUUUCAGUUCAGGAACGUGGAGUAUUCAUCGGGCAGGAACAAAACGCUCCUGUGUUUCAGAGUGGACACAGCGGGAGGCAACGCAGAGCCUCUGAAAGGCUACAUGGAGGAUGAACAUGCCACAGCCCACGCUGAGGAGGCCUUCUUCCAGCAGGUUCUCCCAAACUCCUCUAAGGAAUAUGACGUGACAUGGUACGUUUCAUCCAGCCCCUGCGUCGCUUGUGCCGCCAAGUUGGCCAACAUCCUCCAGCAGCGCAAGAAGCUGCGCCUCUCCAUAUUCUGCUCCCGUCUCUUUGAAUGGGAGGAGCCGGAGAUAGUGGAAGGCCUGAAGGCCCUGGUGAGAGCCGGCUGCAAGCUGCGGAUGAUGAAGCCCAUUGACUUCCAGCAUGUUUGGGAAAUGUAUGUGGAACAGGAGGGCGAGAGCUUUACACCGUGGGAGGAUUGCCAGGAGAACUACGAGUACUAUGUGGAGAGACUUACUGAUAUCCUCAAGUAGAUGAGUGUCCAACCUGACUGAAGAAACCUGCUUGUGAAACCAUCACUUCGUUUUUGUUUGUUUUUAUUUCAUUUUUUUGCUGUCACAUUUGACGCUGCGGAUACAUUUUUCACAGAAUGAGCACUUGUGGCAACGUUUUCUACUUCUUAUUUUUAAAAAUGAAUACAUGAAGGUACACGAUUUGUAGAUAAAUAUAUCAAACACGAUGCAACGAGUCGCUUUUAAAAGAGCAAAGCAAUGCAAAAAUACAUUCAGUCAUGAACGGUUACAAAUAUUAAAAACAAAACUGGAAGAAGUUA